GCCAGCAGUUUUUGUGUCCUCAGAUGAGAACUCCCAGAAUUGGUGGGAAGACAAAAUAACACCCCACCCAUCCCGAGAACCAUGUCGGUCACUCUGAGCAAUGUCUCGUCAAACGGGACGAGCCACCACGGGAUUAUGGAUAUACCCAAAGGGCAGAAGCCUUUGAAUCUCUUCCUUUUCUGCUUGACUUUUAUCAUCACGUUCACUGCCCUCUUGGGCAGCAUCUAUUCGCUGGUGUCUCUGCUGAGGAUGCAGAGCAAAAGUACUGUAUCCAUGCUGGUGACUUCUUUGACGGUGGACGAUCUGAUCAGUGUGGCGCCAGCGGCAAUCUUCAUGCUCAAGCAUUGGUUGGAUGAGAUGCUCCCCCAGACCUUGUGCACAGCUUCGGCUCUGCUGUACUUAUUCCAGGGCUUUUCCAGCAACCUGAUGGGGUCGCUCAUAGUUUCUUAUAACUUCUACAGCCUUAGCAAGAUGGGAGCCAGCCAAGGGGCCACCAAGAGGCCGGUCAGCAUGGUCUGGGCCGUUCUCACUAUCUGGAUUGUCAGCCUACUGAUCUGUAUUUUACCUCUUUGCGGCUGGGGUAGCUAUGCCUCCACCCCUUGGGGGUGCCUGACAGACUGCACAAGCUCUUACGUUUUAUUUCUCUUUAUCGUCUACUCGCUGUGCUUCUGCCUCCUCCUCGUGCUCUCCAUCCCUUUAAUUUAUCAGCUGCUGUGUUCAGACGAGCAGCAGCAUCUGUACGAUGAUUAUCACCAAAUUGCCCGAUGCUAUUUCUCCCCUGGGUCACCUCCGACUGGCGGUCGUCACACCCCUUCCCUCUCUCCGGAAGACACCGUGAGCAAAACCUCGAAGCAUUUCCAAGGCGCUUGUCCAAAUGCUGACCUCAAAGUUAGGCAAAGCCCAGUGGACCAUUAUGGACUGGAUCGCUAUGGCAUGCAAGAGGGGCCCUACAACAGCCGAACCCUCACUGUGGAAUUUGCUCAGAAGCGCUUUUCCCUGAUUCUGGCACUGACCAAAGUCACACUUUGGCUCCCAAUGAUGAUUCAAAUGGUUGUUCAACACACUGUUGGGUUUCAAAGCCUUUCUUUUGAGAUAUUCAGCUUUCUGCUAACGCUGCUAGCCGUUACUGUCACCCCAGUAUUUGUCUUGUCAGAACACUGGAGUCACCUGCCUUGCGGCUGCAUCAUCAACUGCAGAAGGAAUGUCUACACUGUAUCCUCAGAGGAAGGCAAAACCAAAAGAAGAGGCUUUGAAUUCAAUCUGUCAUUCCAACAAGGUUAUGGAAUCUAUAAGAUAUCUCAUGACAACCAUCACAGUGACGAUGGCAACUCUAUAUCAUACCACAGCUUGCUCAACUAUGACUGCGAGAAUAUAAGAGAGACUCAAAAGGACUGCAACAGAAUUGAGUUCAGCACCAUCUCCCUGGAGGACAGCUCCCUGCUUAAAGAGAGCGCCAACUGCAAAAAAACUGUUGGCACAGACACCAAACAAGACCUUAACAAGGAUAAGUUCAUGGAUUGCCUGCUUUCUGACAAAAUGGGAACGUAUAAAAAAGAAGAGGUCAGGAAUAUUGAGAAGUGUGCUUUCUUUGAAGAGAAGGAAAGAAGGCUUUCUCAUGAGGAGUGCCGAAAACCAGAACUCUCUGACUGGGAGUGGUGCAGAAGUAAGUCGGAAAGGACCCCACGGCAGCGUUCAGGUGGCUCCUUAGCAAUUCCUUUGUGCGCAUUUCAAGGAACCGUAUCUCUCCAUGCGCCUACAGGAAAAACCCUCUCUUUAUCUACAUAUGAGGUAAGCACGGAGGGACAGAAAAUAACUCCCACAUCAAAGAAAAUUGAAGUGUAUCGCUCCAAGAGUGUGGGUCAUGAGCCAAACCCUGAGGAUUCUCCAACCACAUUUGCUGAUACAAGCGUCAAGAUCCAUUUAGAAGUGCUUGAAAUUUGUGACAACGAAGAGGCUAUGGACACAGUGUCAAUCAUCAGCAACAUCAGCCAGUCAUCAACCCAAGUCCGGUCUCCAUCCUUGCGCUAUUCUCGGAAAGAGAACAGAUUUGUCUCGUGCGAUUUAGGGGAAACGGCUUCCUAUUCGCUCUUCAUACCAUCAAACAAUCCCAACAACGAUAUUAACAUAUCGAUCCCCGACACUGUGGAAGCACACAGGCAGAAUAGUAAAAAGCAACACAUGGAGAAAGAAGGUUAUCAAGAGGAGAUACAAAUGUUAAACAAAGCAUACAGAAAAAGAGAAGAAAGCGGUGCCAGCAACUAAAAUAAACAGUUUACUUCAGACCUGAAUAAUUUGGGUUUUCUGAGUCAAUACAUUCUGUUCUCUUUUUUUGCUUGGACAUGAAAUCAGAGUUAAGGAUAUUGGUGUGGCCAUGGAAAACAUCAGCACAUUUAAGAUAGAAAUCAAGUUAUAAUGCUGCAAGGGUCACAAUCCUGCAUAUCAUUUUAGCAGGAUUUAAGCAGCCUAAUUGUGUGCAGAAUUGUAGUCAAAGCUUUUAAAGCAGCUCUAAUGGGCUACCAGGGAAGGGAGGAGAUAAUGUUUUUUUCUAACAAUACUUUAUUGCAUUUGUUUUGGUUUUCAGUAAUGAGCUACCUACCUUUGG
Messenger RNA from Lacerta agilis (Sand lizard), 2602 nucleotides. RefSeq names its product G protein-coupled receptor 149 (gene GPR149). The transcript is spliced from 4 exons. The record is from RefSeq and is a predicted model, not a curated record. Gene Ontology annotation, biological process: neuropeptide signaling pathway. The coding region runs from base 82 to 2262 and encodes 726 amino acids. Gene Ontology annotation, molecular function: G protein-coupled receptor activity; neuropeptide binding. Gene Ontology annotation, cellular component: membrane; neuron projection. NCBI's taxonomy places the organism in Eukaryota, Metazoa, Chordata, Lepidosauria, Squamata, Lacertidae.